Amphiprion ocellaris (clown anemonefish) is the source of this 1734-nucleotide messenger RNA. RefSeq names its product CD209 antigen-like protein A. Bases 650 to 1036 code for a protein of 128 amino acids. The record is from RefSeq and is a predicted model, not a curated record. Lineage: Eukaryota; Metazoa; Chordata; Actinopteri; Pomacentridae. Gene Ontology annotation, cellular component: external side of plasma membrane. Gene Ontology annotation, molecular function: carbohydrate binding. The transcript has 5 exons. Gene Ontology annotation, biological process: biological process involved in interspecies interaction between organisms.
GGCCUCUAUUCACUUCAAAUUCAUUCAUUGCAUGCUGGCAUCAUAUUUCUGUUUUUCUGGUUCCAAACAUGCUUCUAAAGAAGUUUUCAACAGGGCAUUUCGCGGUGUACAUCAAGUCAUCACUGUAUUUUUUUUUUUUAAUCCCAUAAAACAUUAACCUCAUCAUUUGAAGACCUUUAUGUUGUAUCAACCUGGAAUUAUAAGUCUUGGCAUGAGACAGAAUGCUCUAAAGUCAGCAACACUUUCAAAGUUUAAAUACUAAUAAUUUAGUUUUUCUAGCACCAUUCAAAUUCAAGAUCAGUAUCAUCAAUCCAACUAAAAUGUGAAAUAAAAUGAUACAUUUGCCAUGUUAGUUUAAAUCAGUCUUGGUAAAGAUGUAAACGUAAUAUUUUAAUUUACAAAGAAAGCUAAUUUGGCAACAAAGACUCAAUAUGAUUUCAGUUAUUAAAUCAGUGUAGAAAAAGUGAAAAGAAUUUUUUGACAGUGUCUUGCUCCAUAUAACACAAGUUGUCUGUUCUGUGCAGAGAGGAAACUGUACCGACUGGUUGCUGUGAGUUUUGGAUUCCUGUGCAUCCUUCAAGCUGGCCUUAACGUUUCGUUGCGUCUUUAUCUGAAGAGUUCUGAAGACACCGACCAUAUUUUUAAAAAUAUGGCUGAAGAAAGAGACAAGUUGAGGAGGAAGUUGACCAUGUUUGGUGACCUUUCCCAACAAGGAUGGAUGUACUUCAACAAUAGUUUUUAUUACAUUUCUCCUUGGAAAAACUCAUGGGAUGACAGCCGAAGUGACUGUCUGCGGCGUGGUGCAGAUCUGGUGGUUAUCAACAGCAAAGAGGAACAGGAGAUGGAGAGGAAAUGGAAAUGGGUGGAUGGGACUCCACUGAUUAAGAGCUACUGGGGCACCGAUGAGCCCAACAGUCAUAAAGGCAGCGAUGAAGACUGCGGAGACAUAAAGUUCUUUGCAGAGGAAAAUGACUGGAAUGAUAAACCGUGCCACUUUAAAAAUGUCUGGAUGUGUGAAAAAACUGUGGCUUUGUGAGCAUCUGAACCCACCACGUAUGAAUCAUACAUCUAUCGCUUUUAGGUAAAGAUAACAGGAAAACAUUGUCUAUGGCCAAGCUGCAGUUAAAGUCACUCAUUAGCAUACCGGCACACUUUGUUCUCUGCUGUGAUUGCUCAUAAUCCAAAGAAUAGUCCUCUAAUUAAAGCCAAAAAGUGGUGUUUAUGAGUAAAAAGAGUCAUUUAAAUACUGCUAAAUUCUUCUUUUAUGAUAAAUAUGGCUCUGUUUUAAUGUUUAAUGGAUUUUGUCAAAAGUGUUAACAAGACCAAGUGUGUUUAAAAAUGUUUUUAUUGUUUGUGCUCAUCUAUGCUCAUGGACAUUUGCAGAUAUUGGCAAGUUCAUGAUUUAACAACAAAAAGUUCUUAUGAUAAUACAGCAUUUUUGAUAAUAUUAUAGCUGCACGUAUUUGAGACCAUGACUGCAGACUGCAUGUGACGAAUCUGACACUCAAAAACAAGUGAAUGUCUCUAACUAAUGUUUAGACACAGACUUUAUUUGAAUCAUCAUGUAAUGGAAACAUCGCACCCAACACUGAAUAAUAAUUUUAAAAUUUAACUUUCCACUUGAUGCUUCAUGUUUCCUUAAACGCAGCAUAAAUAUCAUGACACGAUGUUGCUUGACUGGUUGUCUUCAGCGUCACUGGUUGGUAUAAAUAAACUUUAUGAUUUUAAUGAAAA